UUAAAUCAGCUCAGUGUUCAAGUUUCUUUGGUGUUAUUUUUACAUUCGUUAUCUAAAGACACCUGUUUAAUUCUCAUACAGCAGUUCAGUGACCUGUUUUACGUGUAUAUAAAGAUAGGAACUGAGUCAGACUGCAUCUUGCUGUCUAAAGAGGUGAUAUUUCACAAUGAGGCGUGCUGCAGCUUUUCUGGCGUUACUGCUCUGUCUGUACUGGACAAGGGCUCAGGGUGAGAGUGGAGGGGUGACAGGGAAUGAUAUCACUCAGACGGAGGUUCAGUCUGAGAUCCUGGGUGUCAAAGCAACCAAUGAUCAGACCAACAUCACCCCUGAUAUCUGGGCUGAGCUGAAGGAGCUGAGAGACAUGGCCAUUGAACACAGUGUGGAGCUGAGGAACAGCAAGAGCAAGAUGGAGAAGCUGGAGCUGGAGAAUACAGCCAUACAGGCCAGACUGACAGCCAGCGAAAGCAGAAAUGCAGUGUUGGAGGAAAGAAUGAGCUCCAGUGAAAACGAGGUGGUAAAGCUCCAGAUACAGAAUGCAGUUUUGGAAGCUAGAUUGAGCACCAGUGAAAAUGAGGUGGAGGAACUCAAGAGAGAGAAUACAAUGUUGGAGGCCAGAAUGAGCACCAGUGAAAAAGAGGUGGAGGAACUCAAGAGGGAGAACACAGAUCUUCUAGCCAGAGUAACAGCGUGUGAAAAUAAAAGCAAAGUGUUAGAGGCCAGAAUGAGCUCCAGUGAAAACGAGGUAGAGGAGCUGAAGAGAGAAAAUGCAGACCGACCAAAGGUGGCGUUUUCUGUUGCCCUUACUGACGAAGGCGCAGUUGGACCCUUCAGUACUGACAGCACACUUAAGUUCAGUAAAAUUAUCACCAACAUUGGCCAGGCUUAUAGCCCGAUUACAGGUAUCUUUACAGCACCAGUCAGAGGAGCCUACUACUUCAGAUUCAAUGGGUUUGAAACACGGGAAUCAAUUAUAAUAGGUAUUGGACUGUAUCACAAUGACAAGAGGAUUACUCUUAGUUAUGAUACAGAUGAUGACAUUGGUCAUGUCACUGUGUCUAAUGCAUUUGUUCUUGAACUGGAAAAGGGAGAUGUGAUCUACAUGGUCCUCAUCUCAACCUGUGGUGUUUAUGAUGAUCGCAAUAAUCGUACCACUUUUAGCGGAUUCCUACUUUAUGCUCUGUGAUGUCAGCUGUAAAAACACCCACAGUUGAGUCAAGUAUCAAAAUUACUCUA
Molecule: messenger RNA, 1233 nt
Organism: Scomber japonicus (chub mackerel)
Lineage: Eukaryota; Metazoa; Chordata; Actinopteri; Scombriformes; Scombridae
Product: heavy metal-binding protein HIP-like
Exons: 9
Coding region: 167-1183 (338 amino acids)
Molecular function (GO): protein binding
Source: RefSeq, a predicted model, not a curated record